AUGUUCCACAACGUAUUAAUGACUACUCUGACUCCUUUAAGUAACAUAAAUGAGAUCGAUUGUUGGGAAAACAGGCCAUUUACAAAUGUGUCGCCUGAUAAAAACGAGCAAAGAUUAUACGAUACUAAUAUUACAAGAACAAUAAAAAAGAAAAACAAAAGAAUUCGCACAUCUUAUACUACGGAGCAGCUUAGAGUAUUGGAAAGAACGUUUUCUCGCACGAAAUACAUCGACCGUGAACGUCGUCGGGAGCUCUCGGAAGUUUUAGGCCUCGGAGAAAAGUGUGUCAAAGUUUGGUUCCAGAAUAGAAGGAUGAAGGAGAAGAAAGAUAAUUCUGAAUCGAGUGGUGACUCAUCCAGUGAAGGCCAUGCUGAUUCUGUAUCCCUUUCAACUUCAGCACAUACUGAAGAUUUUAAAACACAGAAAGCACAGUGUCCUACAAAUUAUUUGAACGCUGAGCAUACAAUGAAAUCUUAUUAUUUUAGCAAAGAUUAUGAACAAAAGAUUUUAGAACAAAAUCAGUUUUUACAUUUUCAAGAAAUGAAUCGGCAACAUUUUAAUAACUCUCAAUAUAUACAUUAUUCUUUUCAGAAUGAUACAAAUGUUUAUCCAACGCAGUAUUAUCCAAACAUUCAAAAUGAAUGUAAUUUCAUGUCGCCACCAUAUAAUCAGUAUUACAAUAGCGAGACACAAUUGUGCUCAGAAGGUAAUUUUCCUUUAAAAUAUUUAUAG
Parnassius mnemosyne (clouded apollo) is the source of this 732-nucleotide messenger RNA. The record is from the annotation of a GenBank genome assembly. NCBI's taxonomy places the organism in Eukaryota, Metazoa, Arthropoda, Insecta, Lepidoptera, Papilionidae.